AGAAAAAAGUAUAAAGAAUCAACAAGAGUCAAUUACGUCAAGUGGAGGUCAAAACAACGACGUACAUCCAGAAAGAUGGCAGGCUCUCUGUUGUGCGCAGUGCGCUUUCUAUUUUUAUUAUUUAUUAAUUUGAUCCUUAUAUUCUCUUGUUCCGCGAACAAGCCAAUACAAAAUGUACCGGAGCCGUUAAUCCAAAGUGCCUUGAAUUCUUUGAACGAAGAUUCUCCGACCCAUCAUACGUACAAGGGUGGUAACCUGAUUAGUGCACAGAAAUUGGAUUUGUCACCAUAUAUAAUAUAUAGGCUUACGUUUGAUUUGACUCCCAUAUGUAAGGAAGCAUUGGAACCUUGUCCCAGAGAAGCAUGUACUGUCGAAGUAAAACAACACGAACAGGGAGACAUAAUGGUUUUAAAAGAAUCUAUACAAUGCAUGUAUUUGUAUCCUCAAUCGACGCAAUACGAUUCGCUGCAAGGGCAAGAAAAUAAUCAAGAACAAGAGAUUAUUGAAAAUUUAGACAAACAAAUGGUUAGUAACCAAAGUGUCGAACUAGAUCAUGAGAUUCAGAAGACCGGAGAUCAUAACGAUAGACCGUUUAUAGCUAUGAGGGCUUCUACUCCCAAUUAUUGUCCAGGAUGUCCGUACGAACUAAACCCAAAUUUACCUGGAUUAGCUGUGUUCGGAGAACAAGUUGCAAAAUUGAUGGAUGAAUCGAUACCGAAUGACUUUAAACACAAAAUGAUCGAUGUUAUCAAAGUAACGCGGGUUGUACCAAUUUCGUCUAACAUAAUACGAUAUCAACUGUUAUUACGCAUGGGGGAAACCAAUUGUUUAAAAAAUGCGAUAGAUCAGUCUGAAUGCUCUGUGCAAGAAAAUCUUCCUACUAAUAUAUGCUUAGUAACGUUUGAAGAACAACCUUGGCAACAAUCUAGUCGUGUAAUAACAAAGAAGGAUUGUAUAAUAGAACGUAAUAGUAGUUUGCCUUCGAUGUUGAAUGCAGAAGCACUUGUAACACCUGCAUCUAACAAAAAAGAAAUGAAUUUUGAAAAGUUUGAGGCUUUAAAAAAUUCAAGGGAUAUUCUUACUAAUGUUACUUAUACUGUAACUGUAAGAUUGGAAGAGCAGCCGCAAUCAGAAGUAACGGAACGUCUUAUUGUCAAGUUUCACAUAAACAACAGCACUGAUGAUACAAAACCUCAAGGAUUUGAAGACAAGGCUAAAGACUUUAAUGAAUUUCUAAAAGAUUUUAAUUUACUUACGAGAAAAGCUGAAUCAAAUCCAGAAAUAAAUAAAGAAGAAGUUAAAGAAGACAUAAUUUUGCCGAAAAAAGUAUCCAUCGAUACUACAACCAACGAAUCACGUGAAUUAUAUAGGAACAAACGACAAUCUAAACUUGUUGGUGCACCUGCUGACCAAGAUGUUAAUGAUCCUGAAAUACAGGAAGCUGUUAACAAAGCAUUGCAGAAAUAUUCACAAUAUUCUGAAGAUGCGAAUGAACCUAUGAUAGUAGAAAUCGUGCAGGCUUCGAAACAAGUGGUGUCAGGGAGUUUGUACAAAAUUACAGCUAAAUUGGGCACAAGUACUUGCCCAAAGGGUACUAAAAAUAAUUGUCAGUUAAAAGAUGGAAGUGAAGUCAAGGAAUGUAUGUUUUCGAUAUGGUCGCGGCCAUGGAUAGAUAGAGGGUAUCCGGAAAUUACAAUGAAUUGUGAUUUAAACAGAACAAAGCGGUCCUUACGAGGUAAUCGAUACAGUCAAAAAAUGUUGGAAAUAGCUGAAGAUAUCAAAGACGAGACUAUGUUUGAAAGUUUCAUCAAAGAGUAUGGUAAAACAUAUGAUUCGGCUCAGACGAAACAAGAUCGUUUCAAAAUUUUUAAGAAGAAUCUAAAGGUUAUCGAAGAAUUACAAAAUUUCGAACAGGGAACAGCCAAGUAUGGUGUUACAAUGUUCGCAGAUUUAACACCCAAAGAAUUCAAAGAACGUUACUUAGGCUUUCGACCCGAGUUGAGACACGAAAAUGAUAUACCUUUCUCAGAGGCUGAGAUACCGGACGUUGAUUUGCCACCGAAAUUCGAUUGGCGUGAUCAUGGCGUGGUCACGCCUGUUAAAGAUCAAGGUCAGUGUGGAUCGUGUUGGGCAUUUUCAGUUACAGGAAAUAUAGAAGGACAGUAUGCAAUUCGACACAAUAAAUUGUUAUCAUUGUCUGAACAAGAACUGGUAGAUUGUGAUUCAUUGGACGAAGGAUGCAACGGAGGUUAUAUGUAUAAUGCAUACAGAAGCAUAGAAAGAUUAGGCGGUCUUGAAUUGGAAACGGAUUAUCCAUACGAUGCCAAAACGGAAAAGUGCCACUUCGUUCAAACUAAAUCUAGGGUACAAAUAGACUCGGCUGUAAAUAUUACAUCGAACGAAACAAAAAUGGCACAAUGGCUAGUAACGAAUGGUCCCAUUUCUGUUGCUAUUAACGCCAAUGCCAUGCAAUUUUAUAUAAAGGGAGUUUCGCAUCCAUUCAAGUUUUUAUGUAGCCCCGAUAAUUUAGAUCACGGCGUUCUAAUUGUGGGAUAUGCUACGAGCAAGUAUCCCAUAUUCAAGAAAACAUUACCAUACUGGAUAAUAAAGAAUAGUUGGGGCCCAAGAUGGGGCGAACAAGGCUAUUAUAGAGUAUUUAGAGGAGACGGUACCUGCGGAGUUAAUCAAAUGGCUUCAAGUGCUAUAAUUACAAACUAAAGUUAUUCGUAAAACUAAUGUCUUUCAUAAUAAUAUCCAACUUGUAUCGAAUGAAAUAUUUUUUGUUACUAAUGCAAUAUGCAUGUUAUAUAAAUUUUGUCGCUUAGAUUACAGAGAAUUUUUUACGAAUAUUUCUAAUUAACAACAAAUGCUCUAUCUCGUAUGCCAAGUCGCAAGCUCGCAAUAGUUCCACGUUUAUAAUUAUAUAGAGAAUUGUACUAAUAAUGUUUUCAUGAUAAAAAGAAGUACUUGUUACAA
Messenger RNA from Colletes gigas, 2976 nucleotides. RefSeq lists its product as uncharacterized. Gene Ontology annotation, molecular function: cysteine-type endopeptidase activity; cysteine-type endopeptidase inhibitor activity. Bases 76 to 2718 code for a protein of 880 amino acids. The record is from RefSeq and is a predicted model, not a curated record. NCBI's taxonomy places the organism in Eukaryota, Metazoa, Arthropoda, Insecta, Hymenoptera, Colletidae. The transcript is spliced from 3 exons. Gene Ontology annotation, cellular component: lysosome.